AUGCAUAUCCAUUUGUGCGGUUUGGCAAUUCAAACAUCGUGUUACAAUGGCUUUUCCAUUGUUGGCACUAGGAAACCUGAUAGUCAGAUCGAUUGGCUCGGUGGCUUUCAUCACGAGGCAGAUGGUACUGCCGCCAAAAGGCAAACGGGUCAUCGCCGCUCAACACGGGAUGCGCAGGGCCCUUUGGUCGGUCUCAGAGGGGUAAAUAAGAAUUUUGGGAGAAGGUCGGUUGGGUUUGUUGAGAUUCUUCUUGGUAUACUUGUUGUAGGAGUUACAUCGUUUGGUCCAUUCGCUUCACCAUUGCUGGACCUAUAUACUUGCUUCUUUCUCGAGAACGAUACCGCUCUGCAUAUUUGCCUUGUUUUCUCAUUAGAAACCAACCCACCCAGUUACCUGAGGCUCAAACGCCAAUUUGUUGCCGGCUGUACCGACAAUCGUUUCUUCUUUCUCUUGGCUCAAUCCGAAAUGCCCCCGACGAGUACGCAGGACACAAUGAUGCCCGAGGCGAAAGGACUGAAGUACGACGAAUCUGAAAUGGCUCUUUUCCGCGCAAAACUAUCAUAUCAUGCUACCAUUGAUGAUAGAUUGGCCUCGCACAACACAAAUUUGUUAUCGAUUGCGGAAGCCCAGGCUCGAAUCCUUAAAGGAUGGGAGAUACAGAUGCAAAAGGCUAGGGAUAUGUCAAGCAAGGAUGGAGGUUGCUCUGCAAGCGAUAUGAGAGCAAUUGCACAGUUUGAAUGGAGAUACAAGGCUUUGGAGAAUGCCGCGACAAAGGAUAUGGAAAAGAGAUGA
Messenger RNA from Penicillium soppii, 792 nucleotides. RefSeq lists its product as uncharacterized. NCBI's taxonomy places the organism in Eukaryota, Fungi, Ascomycota, Eurotiomycetes, Eurotiales, Aspergillaceae. The record is from RefSeq and is a predicted model, not a curated record. Bases 1 to 792 code for a protein of 263 amino acids. The transcript is spliced from 2 exons.